AUUAAAAUGGCGUCAUCUAAGGAAACCUAUUGUUUGUGUGGUCAACCUUAUAAUAUUGGACAAUUUAUGAUAGAAUGUGAUUGCUGUCGUGAGUGGUUUCAUGGCAGUUGCGUUGAUGUCAAAAUAUAUCAUUCGGAUGACAUAGACAAGUAUCACUGCCCAAAAUGUGCACAGACAUACGGACCUUCAGUAUUAAAAAUACCAACAAACAAUCACCGGGCGGAUCGCUACGAGUUGGGAGCGGAGACACGGCCCUCACAGGUGGGAACUCCGGCCUGGGUGCGAGCGCUGGCCGCUCGACCUCUCCGGCCCGCCCCCGCAGCUCUACAGCGCAUGAGCCCCCAUCAGUUCACUGAGGAAUUCAUCAGAGAUAAUGGCUUCACGCGACCGGUAACAUUUACCACAACAGAUGGCUUGGAGAUGAAGACACCCAACCCUGGCACUUUCACAGUCCGAUCCGUGCUCAGAUAUUGUGGAGCUCAACUUGAGGUGGAAGUGAUAGACGUACGGAAGCAGUCGACGUUGCGCAUGCCACUGGGCGACUUCGUGGACUACUUCGAGACGCCGCCCGAGCAUAGAGACGAGAAGGUGCUCAACGUGCUCAGCUUGGAGUUCAGUGAGACUAACAUGUCCCGCGCGGUGGAGCCGCCGGGCGUGGCGGCGCGGCUGGACUGGUCGGAGCGCGCGUGGGGCGGCGGCGCGCCCCGCGAGCGCGCGCCCGCGCCGCUCGUGCGCAAGUACUGCCUCAUGUCGGCCGCCGGCGCGUACACCGACUUCCACGUCGACUUCGGCGGCACCACCGUCUGGUACCACGUGCUGCACGGACGAAAGAUAUUCUACCUUAUCCCGCCAACAGCGACCAAUCUCGCAUUGUACCAACAAUGGAGUGCGGCUAACAAUCAGAAUGAGAGGUUUUUCGGAGACAUGGUAGAAUGGUAUGGGACGGCUGAAGUAUCUGCCGGACAGACUCUCUUCAUACCCAGCGGGUGGAUCCAUGCAGUGCUAACACCGUGUGACUCUUUGGUCUUCGGAGGGAACUUCCUCCAUUCCUAUGCCAUUGAAAUGCAAUUACAGAUCUAUGAAAUAGAGCGUCGCGUGGAGACGCCGACAAUGUUCCGGUAUCCAUUGUUCGAGGCGAUGCACUGGUACGCCGGCGCCCAUCUACUCACCAUGCUGCGCCGGCAUAAUGAGGAGAUACAGGACGAGGAGUUCACGCUGAGUGAGAGUACCAGCCGGCCGACGCCGGUGGCCAUCCCCCCGCUGCUACUGCGCGGGAUCAAGAUACUCGCCAACGCACUCAAGGAGUGGCAUGCACUUAAAAGCACGGACACGGCGAAACGCGACAACGUGCCUAAAUGCCUCAACUCCGGCCAGCUGGUGAGGGAACUCUGCAAGGAACUCAGGACGCUGGAAAAACGGUCCACUACCACUACCAGUAAAGAUAAGGACUUCAAAGUGAAGAACCACGCGUCUCCGACCAAAUCAAAUUCAAAGAAAUCACAGAGCAGCUCAAAGAAGUCUUUGAAGUUGACAUUACCGAAGCCUAUAAUGCAUAUGGGUCAGAACGGCGAGUUUGUGGAGGAGAAGAAUUUUAAUGAUAAGUUUUAUAUUGAUAAUAAGGAGGUAGUAUAUCAAGAACGUUACGUAACAACAGAAGACGGUAAGUACGGCAAUGGUGUCCCGGACACAAAGUACGUGGUGGAAGGAAAAGAGAUGGUGAUCCCGGAUAAAGGAUACGCCUAUCAGACGUACGAAGAGGUCUCCUAUCCCGACGGCAAUGGGUAUGUCGAGAGACCGGACAAGAAGACCACUUUGAAGAUAAAAAUGAACAAUUCUCCAUCGUCAUCACGCGACGAGGCACCACCUCCAUACUCAUUGCCAGAGCAUUCUAUCCUGAAGUCCCACCUCAUACGAUCAGACCGACCCACCCUGAAACCUAUACAUCAAUGGACCAUCUCCAAAAAGGACAUCGGAGACUACCACGAGGAACAGAUACUAUUUACCAAUGAAAAUCUUCAAACUAAUGUCAGAAUUGAUGGACAGGAAAUGAAUUAUGGACCUGGCAUGUAUUCAGCAGAGGACAUACAGCAAGACUACCAAUACUCCGAAUCUGCCAAGCCUGGAUCGUACCAACCUGUUUACAACUACCAACAACCUCAACACAUUGCGUACACUGCAGUCGAUAACUACCAGAGAUAUGAAGAAGUACCCGGUGUUCAUCAGCAAACGGCGAGUUAUAACAACGUGGCGGUGGAGGAGACGGUGAAUGGAGACUACCACCAGAACCAGCUACCCUCGUACGACGCGGCCAUAGCUCACCAGUACACCGCUACUACUAACUAUGUGGUAGAAGAAUCAAAGCCAGGUGUAUCGUCAGCCAACUCGAGUCAGCCGACGACUCCAGUGCGACGGUCGGAGCGCCCCGUGAGACGUCGCGUGUCCAAUACGUAUGACUACGAGGACUCCGACCUGUACAUAGACGACACGCCCGCGCCGCGCCCUCGCAAGUCCAAACACAAUAAGCACUACCGACGCACUGAACAUAAUGCAACAUCGAACGUGUCGAGUUACAAGCAAAGCUCGCGGCCGGCGCCCGCCAAUGGCAUCGAGUCUCUCAUUCAAGCCUCCGUAUUGGCUGAGGAAGAACAACCUGCUAAUGAGACUGAGCCAGAAGAUGCAGCGGUAGCAGGGAUGCUGAGCAUCAGCUCUCGUUUCACAGCACCUCAGCGUACCUUCGGCCUGGCCAGUGACUCGCCUGUACCACGCCGCGCCAAGAAACCACCGCCUGAAGACGACCUGGCUGACGAAGAGGACGUCAUCAAGGAAGUACAUCGUGAUGAGGAGUAUGUGUAUCCAUCGUUAGAAAUGAGUUCAGACGAGGACGAGGAGUGGACGGCCUCGAAGCGACGGAGAAAUUCGAGGAACAGGGUAGAUUCGAAGUCAAAAGGAGAAAAGGACGAGGCGUGGUCCCCGCGCGGCGCGCCG
Molecule: messenger RNA, 2985 nt
Organism: Spodoptera litura
Lineage: Eukaryota; Metazoa; Arthropoda; Insecta; Lepidoptera; Noctuidae
Source: RefSeq, a predicted model, not a curated record